Octopus sinensis (East Asian common octopus) is the source of this 834-nucleotide messenger RNA. Its product is annotated as zinc finger protein 492-like. Lineage: Eukaryota; Metazoa; Mollusca; Cephalopoda; Octopoda; Octopodidae. The record is from RefSeq and is a predicted model, not a curated record. Gene Ontology annotation, molecular function: DNA-binding transcription factor activity; RNA polymerase II cis-regulatory region sequence-specific DNA binding. The annotation marks the transcript as partial. The transcript has 2 exons. Gene Ontology annotation, biological process: regulation of transcription by RNA polymerase II.
GGUAAAUCAUUCUCUCAAAAUGAUGACUUAAAUAGACACAAACGUAUUCAUACAGGAGAGAAGCCAUAUCAUUGUGAUAUCUGUGGUAAAUCUUUCUAUAAAAGUGAUAACUUAACUACUCAUAAACGAAUUCAUACAGGAGAGAAGCCAUAUCACUGUGAUAUCUGUGGUAAAUCAUUCUCUCAGAAAGGUAGCUUAACUACACACAAACUUGUUCAUACAGGAGAUAAACCAUAUCAAUGUGAUAUCUGUGGUAAAUCCUUCUCUCUAAAUCAGCACUUAACUGCCCACAAACACAUUCAUACAGGAGAUAAACCAUAUCACUGUGAUAUCUGCAGUAAAUCAUUCUCUCAGAAAAGUACCUUAAUUACACACAAACACAUCCAUACAGGUGAGAAACCAUAUCAAUGUGAUAUCUGUGGCAAAUCAUUCUCUCUAAAUCACCACUUAACCAAUCACAAGCACAUUCAUACAGGGGAUAAACCAUUUCAAUGUGAUGUCUGUGAUAAAUCAUUUUCUAAGAAAGGUAACUUAAUUACUCACAAACAUACACACACAGGGCAUAAACCAUAUCACUGUGACAUUUGUGGUAAAUCAUUCACUCAAAAUGGUGCCUUAGCAAAACAUAAGUGUAUUCAUACAGGAGAGAAACCCAUCACAAUCUGAACAACACAUAAAUGCAUUUGUACAGGAGUGAAGCUACAUAAAUAAGCACAUGGUAAAUCAUUCUCUCAAAACACACGACGGCACAUACAUGUAUUCCUACUAAAGUGUAACUAUCCAUUUCAUUUUAUUUUGAUUUUCUUUCUGCUUACCUGGGUUAAAUAAACAUAU